GACCCCGAGGCACACGCGCGCCCUACGCUCGCUACGCGCAGCAACGCCGGCCCCUUGCGGCCAGAAGCCCUCCUCGGCGCUUCUAACACCCUAGUACUCGACUCACCAUCUCACGGGGCAAAGCGCCACGGCCGGCGUUCGCAGACAGGGCUCGCCGCAUAAAAGAGAUGGAAAUCGUGCCCGAGGGGAAAAACUUUCGAUUGGUAACAGAAGACGAGCUCCCGGCAGUAGCCGACAUCUUGGUGCAGUAUAUGCCUGAAUCUCUCAAGUUUCACCAGACGAUUCAAACAUAUCUGAACAACAAAGUGUGGGACUUCCAUUUUUAUGUAGCUAAGAAUUGGCCGGAGGACCCUAUUUGUCUGCAUUUCCCUGGCUGUACGAGCACGCCAAACAGCCACCCCUACGAAAGCGUGACGGUGUUCGUUCCGUCCGAGCGCGCCGAGCUGGUGGAUCUCCUCACUUCGGAGGAUAUUCUGCUGGAUCUCACCAAGCCGUUGUACCUGAACUUCACCCACGAGGCCAUAGUGAAUCGCUUCGAACGGUUCUAUGAGGCCCACGACAAGAUCACUGGUGAUGUCUACGUCUGUGAUAAUCCCCCGGAGGACGCUGAUACUGAGGGGCUGCCACCGGACGUGGAGUUAGUUCGGCUGCAGCCCGAGCACAUGAAAGCGGUGCACGACUUGUACCCGGCCAGCGACAUAGAGUGCCGCGAGGUCUUCGAGAAACUGGUCGCUGAGCUGCCCGCCUACGGCAUCUUCGUCGAGGGCAACCUUGCAGCCUGGAUGGUGCAGUCCUACUACGGCGCCAUGUUUUCCAUGCAAACUCGCCCCGAAUUCCGCAGGAAAGGGUACGGCAUCUAUCUGGCCAGGCGGCUCACCAAAGAAGUCGCCGCUCGCGGGUACAAGCCCUUCGUCGUCAUCCGACCCGAAAACGACGCCUCCCGUUCUCUCUACUCCAAGCUUGGCUUCGAGAAGCGGUUCCGAACGGUGCGCGCCGUUUUGCGUCCACGCUAGCUCGUAAAAGUUGAUCACUAGCAGAUUUUAUUUUUUUAAGACUUUUGAAAAUCAAUCUAGCUUGCGAUCUUUGAUCGCUUAGAGAAUUUUAGUAGGUAGCUUUAAGAUUGUAGCGGCUAGCGCUCUCGGUCUGUGGCAAACUAAAUAUUUUGAUCGGACCGUGAUAUUCUAUAAUGUUCGAUUUUACAUACUUAAAAGAGCCUUAGCAAAUUUUAGUAAUUCUGCAGUUUUCUGAUCAAAAACAAUAACAACGAACAGUUUUAUCCCUAACUACAUUUAUGAUAGCUACGCGUCUUUCUCUCCGCUUCGUAGCAGAUUCGAGAGCCAUAGCCGUCCGCUGCGUUCUCUGGCGCUAGCCUAGUCACUGAUCUCAACGACACUAACUUGUCUGGAAUCACUGAGAACCAAGUUCGAAAAGGUUAUUUGUUCAACGAGUCUCAAGAAAAGUACAUACAUUUGUAGAUUGUACCUGCUGUAACCAAAACUAACAGCAACAUGGGUAGAGGCCACAAUAUGAAUUGAAAUAUACUUUAUUUUAUUCUGGAUUUCCUCAAAACUCCUUGGAUUCCAUCUCUACCCAUAUUCUAUGGCUUAUCUCGUUUCGACACGUAGAUAACAAAUAUGGUGCCAACUUGUAAUCGUGUAAACCCCUAUUUUUAACAGCUUUCAAGUAGAUUUCUCACGAUUUCCACACUUGAGGUUCUAUUGCUUCUCGACACAGUUAGCCAUCAUUUAGGCGAACGCUUUCCAUUCCCACUCGUUGAUCGAGGGAAACCAUUCUGUCUCAUGGUUUAUAAAAUUUUUGGGACCCGUUAUGAUCUGUGUGAUAAAACGAAAUUGGAAUUAAAGAAAAUGGAAAACAUGAGAAAGAAAUGUUCCCGUAACUGCACCCCAGUUUGCACAAUUCGAAAAAUCAAUUUUCAAGCACCAUAAUAUUAAUUAACCCGGACUAAAUGAGUGAAUUAAUCUCAUUGACUCGAUCUUUUACUUGCAGAUCUAACCUGCCCUGCAGUACUUACAAUACCUAUUUCAAUUAUUUAAUCUUUUAUUCAUUACGGUGUUUCUGAAUGAAAUGGGAUGAGCUGACUAUUUAUUAAUUUAUUAGCUACUUACUUAAAAUAUACGAAAUGAACAAAUCUGUUUACUGGAACCUAACUAAUACCAUCCCAUGCGAAUGUAAUUUUAAAUCGCAAAUAAAAGUUAGAUUCUUGUAAGUUAUAGCUUUUUCGGGAACCCUGUUUUUAUAUAACAAAAUACAUUGUUGGAAAAUGAAAAAAAUCAUUUAAAAUUUGAUACGAAAAGUAGAUAGGUAGGUAUUUUAAUACUCGAAUGUAUUUACAACUGCAUAAUAUGUUUAAUAAGAAUAUUGGACGUUUGCUAUACAUUUAUCCAAAGCUGCUUAGUUAUUUAAGUUAUUAUAUUAUGGUUAUUAUGGAGUGUGAUACUUUUAUAAUUUAUUCUGUACGUAAGUAGAUAGGUUUCGGUUUGCCCAAUUCGGAAUGUCUUCCUAAAGACUGGAGAAUAGGUAACAACAGCAGAACAUAAAGGUGUCGUAGGCUGUUUUAGUUGUUUUUUAAAAAACGAUCUCGUGACGUCACUAGAUUUAAAAUCUUAAAAUGAAAUGUUUAAUUAUAAUGAAUCGUGGAAAUGUAUUAUCUAUUGGCAUAAGAGUUUGUCGACCUUGCUCAAAAAAGAAGAGCUUCCACAUAUUGUUAUUGAAAUUAUUUAGUCGAAAUUAUGCCAAAUUGUUUUACAUACAUCGGUGACGUCGAAAGCUUAUCGAAAAUUAUUUAUAAAAAUAAAAGACGUAAUUAAUGUAUUUAUUUGAAACCCUUUACUUACUCCUAAAAUAAUAAUUAUUUUAAAAUCUACCUAAAUAUUAAUUUAUCAUCCUUGAACUUUCCAGACAAUCGGUUGCAGGUACAUUUUGACUUUUUUGACGAGAAAUGUUUAGAUGAAAUGCAAUUCAUAAAGAAUGGAAUAUUAUGGGUGUUAUUUGUAAAUUGCACCUCACUAUUAAAGUGUCGAUUCAGAACAAAAUAUGUAAUCAACUAAGUAUUUUAAAAAAUACCUGUAACCACUUGUCUAAACCACAUCAUACAGUCAUGCUAAAAGCUUUCCUACAAAGCAACAUCGCAGUAGUUCAAAGAUUUCUUCGAAAUUAUUAAUUAUAAGAACAAUUUGAAAAACUAAUCCUAUCUUAAAAAAGGACAUUACCUCCGUCCUGCAAACUGCAGUUGCCACCAUUAAGUGAAUGUUUUUAAAAUCCUGCAGAUUCAAAAAAUGUAGUGUCCAUUCAGCAUUGUUUAUCAGUU
Messenger RNA from Amyelois transitella, 3328 nucleotides. RefSeq lists its product as uncharacterized. The record is from RefSeq and is a predicted model, not a curated record. Bases 168 to 1013 code for a protein of 281 amino acids. NCBI's taxonomy places the organism in Eukaryota, Metazoa, Arthropoda, Insecta, Lepidoptera, Pyralidae. Gene Ontology annotation, molecular function: acyltransferase activity, transferring groups other than amino-acyl groups. The transcript has 5 exons.